Molecule: messenger RNA, 1030 nt
Organism: Mauremys mutica (yellowpond turtle)
Lineage: Eukaryota; Metazoa; Chordata; Testudines; Geoemydidae
Gene: PSMA3
Product: proteasome 20S subunit alpha 3
Exons: 11
Coding region: 133-900 (255 amino acids)
Biological process (GO): ubiquitin-dependent protein catabolic process
Cellular component (GO): synapse; nucleus; proteasome core complex
Source: RefSeq, a predicted model, not a curated record
UUCGCAUAGGAACCCACCGCGGGAGCUCAUUGGCUGGUGUGCAGCGGACCAAUGGGCAUGUGCGUUGGUGAGCGCUGGGGCGCGUGAGGCUCGGGUCUGUCCGGCGCUCGCUCUCCGCACGGCUCCGCCGCCAUGAGCUCCAUCGGCACCGGGUAUGACCUGUCAGCUUCCACAUUCUCUCCAGAUGGCAGAGUAUUUCAAGUUGAAUAUGCUAUGAAAGCUGUGGAGAAUAGUAGUACAGCAAUUGGCAUAAGAUGUAAAGAUGGUGUUGUCUUUGGAGUAGAAAAACUAGUCUUGUCCAAGCUUUAUGAAGAAGGUUCCAAUAAACGUCUCUUCAAUGUUGAUCGACAUGUUGGAAUGGCAGUAGCAGGACUCCUGGCAGAUGCUCGUUCUUUGGCAGACAUAGCUAGAGAAGAAGCUUCUAACUUUAGAUCUAACUAUGGAUAUAAUAUUCCAUUGAAGCAUCUUGCCGACAGAGUGGCCAUGUAUGUACAUGCCUACACACUAUACAGUGCUGUCAGACCUUUUGGCUGCAGUUUCAUGUUAGGGUCUUAUGAUGAGGAUGAUGGCGCUCAGCUUUACAUGAUUGACCCAUCAGGUGUUUCAUAUGGUUAUUGGGGGUGUGCCAUUGGUAAAGCCAGACAGGCUGCAAAGACAGAGAUUGAAAAACUUCAGAUGAAAGAAAUGACUUGCCGUGAUGUUGUUAAAGAAGUUGCAAAAAUAAUCUACAUAGUUCAUGAUGAAGUGAAGGAUAAAUCUUUUGAACUUGAACUCAGCUGGGUUGGAGAAAUAACAAAAGGAAAACAUGAAAUUGUUCCAAAAGACAUCAGAGAAGAAGCAGAGAAAUAUGCUAAGGAGUCUUUGAAAGAGGAGGAUGAAUCAGAUGAGGACAAUAUGUAACACAUUGUUAUUUCAAGACACGUUUCAAUUUUCUUAAUUUGUAGUAGCCAUUAAUGUGUUAACCAUGGAUUAUUUACUUGCUGGAAAGGUGUUAACUUGCACUAAAAUAAAUUUCCCCAUUUACUGUCAA